CCGCGACUCCGAGAAAUUUACUGACGAGCAUCCAUCGACGACAGCGCGCGCAAUUGCAGCACAACAUACGGCCUGCAUCACCACGAACACACUCAUUCGAUAGCGCGACCAUCGCGGGACCCCCUUCGAUUUCGCCGCAGCCCCUCGAGGGCUUUCAUCGCAUCAACACCGCCAACAUGUCGCUCGUAAACCUUGCACAUGUGUGCUCACAUCUGCAAAAUGCAUCAAAAGCUCGCCUCGGUCUCACAUCGAUCCCCGUGUCGAAGCUGCACGUAAAUCUGGUCCUUGGCCUGCAACGUGAAGGCUUUCUCUCAUCCGUAACCCUCGGCGGCGUCUCACCACCGAAACCAUUUAUCUUGCAAUCGCAGCCCGACCCAGAGGAAUUAGAACACAUGGCACAGAAACUCAAGGAUGAGCCAUGGCAGGCAUUCAACGUCGGCGGCGGAGAAAAGACAGAGCUGGCAUUGGGCAGAGAGAAGAUUGAUAGCGUCAGCGUACCUCAAAACCCUGCGAGGCGAAGGCUCUGGCUCGGCUUGAAGUACUGGAACAACGAGCCAGUGCUGAAGAACAUGAAGCUGGUAUCGAAGCCGACAAGACGGAUAUGGCUCACUUCACAGGACCUGGGCAAGAUCACGAGGACACGAGAGUCGAGCUAUGUAAAGGGACUCACACAUCCGGGAGAGUGCAUGUUCCUCACAACCGAUCGGGGUAUCUUGGAGGCGCGCGAAUGUGUGGAGAGGCAGCUAGGCGGUAUGGCGCUGUGCAGGGUGUGGUAGAGGAGAAGCAAGAUCAAGAAGACGUUCACCAUUGUAUAAACAUUUUGGGGCGGAAGAAGGCUUAGGUCGGUGACACUGCAUGGCUCCAGCGUUGUAAGAAAGCUUGUAUCAGUACGAAGAUCUGGGUGCUAGCUGUACAGGACACUGCAUGUGGAGGGCUCUGAGCAUCAUACACUUGUAGAAAU
Molecule: messenger RNA, 961 nt
Organism: Macroventuria anomochaeta
Lineage: Eukaryota; Fungi; Ascomycota; Dothideomycetes; Pleosporales; Didymellaceae
Product: ribosomal protein S8
Exons: 1
Coding region: 177-776 (199 amino acids)
Biological process (GO): translation
Cellular component (GO): ribosome; mitochondrion
Molecular function (GO): structural constituent of ribosome
Source: RefSeq, a predicted model, not a curated record